AUGGCGCUCGUAAAAACCUAUCUACUUGCGCCCAGCUUCAACUUUCGCCCUGAUGGACCGAUCGCGUUGGGGAACAUCAUUGCAGAUCCUUUCCGGCCGCACCGGGUCCUCACGAAGGCUGACCCGGGCACGGCCCAACCGGAGAUCGAGACCGUCUUCGAAGAUGACUUCGUCACUCACCGCAGUGCCGGGCAGGGCGUGAGCGUCAGUGUGUGGGCGCAGUUCCUGGCAAAUGUCGGCAUCAACCUGGGCACCAACUUCAGCAAGGAGACCAGCACAGAGUACAACAUGAGCAGCCUCAAGACCAUCUACUUCAAGUCCGAGCCCAGUGAGCAAGAGCUUCACAAGCGGGUGAAUGUGCCGAGAGUUCGAAACGUGCUGCAAUCCGGCCGUGUCAGAUCAUGUCCCGUGUACAUGAUCUCCGGCAUCAAGAUUGCCGAGAAUCUGGAGAUAGCCACCGAGCGCGGGGUGCACAAGGGAAUCAGUGCUGGCGCCUCCGCUCCUGUGGUUGAAGGUGUUUCUCUCGGGGGCAACGUGGAACUCACGAGAGAUAAAAGCCAGCGAGAUUCAUCUCGGGCCCGACAAGAUGUUGUUUUCGCCUACCAGCUGCUGGAAAUUCGACUGAAGGGUUGGAAAGAAAAGUCUUUGGAGACAAGGGAGUUCCGGUCGAAAGCUGCCUUUCUUGGAGACAAAGAAGAAAAAGAGCCAGAGAUCGAGGUGGAAGCAGCGGAUGCUACGGCGGCUGGCCUUUCGGCUCUUGAUCGAAAGGACAUUUCACCGAAAGCAGUUGAGGUCAGUAAUGGAGAGGAAACGUGUGUUUGUAUUUCUUUCCCUGACGAGCAGAGUUGGUGA
Messenger RNA from Lasiodiplodia theobromae, 852 nucleotides. Its product is annotated as Carbohydrate-binding-like protein. The transcript has a single exon. The record is from RefSeq and is a predicted model, not a curated record. Bases 1 to 852 code for a protein of 283 amino acids. NCBI's taxonomy places the organism in Eukaryota, Fungi, Ascomycota, Dothideomycetes, Botryosphaeriales, Botryosphaeriaceae.